Thlaspi arvense is the source of this 948-nucleotide messenger RNA. NCBI's taxonomy places the organism in Eukaryota, Viridiplantae, Streptophyta, Magnoliopsida, Brassicales, Brassicaceae. The record is from the annotation of a GenBank genome assembly.
UGGGCCUUUUGAUUUUACUCACAAUGAUAAUAUUAACAUUCACUCAGUCGACUCUUCACUACCAUAACAGUUAGGUCUCUAGGGUUUUAGGUUUUCCGCACAAAUCACCAAUCUCCUCCCUCUCUCUCUUUCUUCACUUCAACAACACAUACCAUGACUACCGAAGAGAAAGAGAUCCUCGCCGCCAAAUUGGAAGAACAAAAGAUCGAUCUUGAUAAGCCUGAAGUUGAGGACGAUGAUGAUGAGGAUGACUCCGAUGACGACGACAAGGAUGAUGAUGAGGAAGAGGGACAAGAUGGAGAGGCAGGAAGUAGGUCAAAGCAAAGCAGAAGUGAGAAGAAGAGUCGCAAAGCUAUGCUGAAGCUCGGGAUGAAACCUAUCACUGGUGUCAGCCGUGUAACCGUCAAAAAGAGCAAGAAUAUCUUGUUUGUCAUAUCGAAGCCUGAUGUCUUCAAGAGCCCUGCAUCAGACACAUAUGUGAUCUUCGGAGAGGCCAAGAUCGAGGACUUGAGCUCUCAGAUCCAGUCGCAGGCGGCAGAGCAAUUCAAGGCUCCGGAUCUCAGCAGCGUGAUCUCGAAGGGUGAGUCGUCGAGUGCUGCAGUGGUUCAAGAUGAUGAAGAGGUUGACGAGGAAGGUGUUGAGCCGAAGGACAUUGAGUUGGUGAUGACCCAAGCAGGAGUGUCUAGGCCCAAGGCUGUCAAGGCCCUCAAGGCUGCUGACGGAGAUAUUGUCUCUGCCAUCAUGGAGCUUACAACUUAAAUCGAUAUCUCUUUCAUCUUAGAUGUGGUUUAACUUUGAGUUAUGUGCCAGAGAUUGUCCAGCAGAUUUCGGAAAUUUUUGGUUUUGAUGUUUUUCUUCAAGUGAUUUUCAAUGUUGUAUCAGUAUAAACCUCAAAAAUUAUUGAUUUUCGGUUUGGUUUAAAGUUGAUAUCCAGUGUUUGCGGUUUAG